AUGGAGCCGAGACCCUGCAGCGCCCCAGUUGCUCGUCGUUUCACCCUCGACGGGCGUGUCCACAGGAAAAGAAGGCCACCGUUCGGAAGACUUGCACGCGGUUCCUGGCGCGCCUCUGGUCCAGCGAGGCCUCGAGCCUUUAUUGCUGUCCCGCUAGCGCAGAGCCAGUGUGCCGUUCAUUCGACCCGCGCGACCAGCCAGGGGGCUGCCUCUAGCACCAAGCUGCCCGACGGCAGCGCCUGCGCCUGCGCCUAUGCUUGCGGCACCACAUACAUUGCAUACUUACUUACCUCAUUCUUCCACCAGGAGGCGACGCGUCCGCCUGCUGUCCUCACCUCCGCCUGUCUGCCGUCCUGCUGGGCCAUUCUCCCUGCAACCACCCCCCUCCCUUCCUCCCCCUCCCCCAGAGCCGCACAUACUGGCUGCACCACUGCUCGACUACGACAUCGCACUCUAGGCCUACCGCCGCCACCACGACUACCUCGACCCACGUGA
Messenger RNA from Bipolaris victoriae FI3, 495 nucleotides. RefSeq lists its product as hypothetical. The transcript has a single exon. Bases 1 to 495 code for a protein of 164 amino acids. The record is from RefSeq and is a predicted model, not a curated record. Lineage: Eukaryota; Fungi; Ascomycota; Dothideomycetes; Pleosporales; Pleosporaceae.